Molecule: messenger RNA, 2102 nt
Organism: Cylas formicarius (sweet potato weevil)
Lineage: Eukaryota; Metazoa; Arthropoda; Insecta; Coleoptera; Brentidae
Gene: ZnT77C
Exons: 7
Coding region: 260-1837 (525 amino acids)
Biological process (GO): intracellular zinc ion homeostasis; detoxification of zinc ion; zinc ion transmembrane transport
Cellular component (GO): membrane
Molecular function (GO): zinc ion transmembrane transporter activity
Source: RefSeq, a predicted model, not a curated record
CUCAGUGCUACGUCAGGCAAUAACCACACCACCCUACACUGAAAUCCUCACUUAUCUUGAAAUUAUUUAUUCUGGCGAGAAAGAGAUUCAAUAACAUUGUAUUAUCAACUUAAGCCAAACAAAGGACAAUGCAGUAAAAAUUAAAAGAUAGGUACGUUUAUGUGGGUUAUCAACGCAGAAGGGAACAGUCUAGUGAAGUGUUGUUUGAAGUGGACUGGGAGAGGUUAAAAACCGUGACUGUAAUCAGAAGGCAAGCAAAAUGCCGGUAAAGCAAUGGUUUCAAAAACUGCAGCCCGUCCAGCUUUACAUAGUAUUAACAUUCACCGUCGCAUUUUUCCUGACUGAAUUGGUAGUAAGUCACCUCACGCAUGCACUGACGUUGCUGAUGGAUUCUUACCACAUGCUUUGCAACAUUAUGGCAUUGACUGGUUGCAUAAUCACAAUCAAGUAUGGCAGUGAAGAAAAAAGUGAAGGCUGCGAUUUGAAAAAGGCUGAAAGCGAAUCAAGCAAUUUGGCCGACAAAGUGGCUUUUAAUGCCGACGCGGCCUGCAGAGACAAGAAGAACGAAAAAUCUUCUCCUUUGAGGGCCAACAAGGAACGAAAGUUGAAAAACACGUUUGGAUGGACUAGGAUAGAUGUGAUAACGAUGCUGAUAUGUUGCGUGUUUUUGGCUUCCUUCUGCUUCUCCAUAUAUGUUGAAGCGCUUCAGACUCUGACCCACAUUGACCAUCAAGACGAAAUGCAUCAUCCCAUAUCCGUUUUGUUUCUUGGUGCUACGGGUUUUCUUCUCAACGGAGCUUGCUACCUCUUAAUAGGCGGUUACACGUUUCACCAAGGAAGUUUUCUAUAUGUGACGGAAAGCGGCGACGUAAUCUUGAACAAAGUGGUAGUAAACGAAUCGGUGCAAAGGGGUCAACGGAGACUGUCCAGGACGCGGAAUAUCUAUUCCAGCCCUCCCAGAAAUAGGCAGGGCUUAUGGGAAAUGGCCAGAGAUAUUGCCGGAUGCUUUUUUGUCAUGGUGGGAUCUGUGGCUGUCAUUUUCACGGACAAGGAAAUUGCGAAGUAUAUCGAUCCCGCUCUGUCCUUACUAUCCGCUACCGCCAUCAUGGUCUUGAGCGUUCCAUACAUUAAGGAAAGCUGCCUGAUACUCCUCCAAACGAUGCCCGAUACGAUAAAUAUCGACUUCCUGAAAGCGGAACUCGUGACCCAUUUUCCGGACAUCAUAAACGUGCAUGACUUUCACGUGUGGCAGCUCACCGCUUCGAAAGUGAUUUCGACCGUGCACAUCAUCUUCGAGAAUCCCAAGGUGUACAAGAGCAAAAUGGAGGAGAUCAAAGAGUUUUUCCUGGAGAGCGGCGUGACCCAAGUGACGAUUCAACCGGAAUUUUUCAGCAAAAGCGCGAGCGUCGAGAGCUUACAUUCGGGGAAAGUCCCGCCCAAAUGUUUGGUCGCGUGUUCCGGCGAACUUUGUAGGGAAAAUCACUGCUGCCCUUCGAAUCAGGAAUUGGACAAACUGAUAUCCGGAUCGAAGGAGGUUCUCCCAAUUCCGGAGAAAGCGACCCCCACGUUAAAGUCGGUUAAGAUUUUACAAGACGAGUUGCCGUCUCUACGCAGUUCCAUAAAUAGCAUUCACGCCAGGUCGAGUAGUAGCAGUAAUAGUAAAAGUAUCGACGAUGAUACCGUUAAAGAAGAACGCGGUUAUAAAUCCGACGAUGUUACGGGGAGAAACGAGAAUGUCGCCAUUGGGCAACCUUGCCUCGAAGAUUCGGAGACGGAACCCUUAAGGGACGAUACUACCGAUGGCAAUGCGACCGAAGAAAUCGAUACUAAGAUGUAGAGCGUCGUCUGGAUCGAUAGUUGCGCAAGGCUGUGUAUUUUUUUUCUUAACGUUUGGCGAAGAGCUGAUAUUAAUAUCGAACUAGUACAGUUCCAAAUUGUUCGACUAAUAAUUUAGCAAAUAAUGUUUGAUCUGUGAUGUAUUUAAGGAUAAUUUAAGCGGCCUUCAUUUUAAGACAACAUGUAUUAAUACAAGUGUAGAUUUCGAUAAGAUUUUAAAGAAUAAAAAUGAAACUUUUUUAAGGUAUUCGUUGUUUCGUUCCAGC